Histoplasma mississippiense is the source of this 1260-nucleotide messenger RNA. RefSeq lists its product with no specific name. Gene Ontology annotation, molecular function: mRNA binding; rRNA binding; structural constituent of ribosome. NCBI's taxonomy places the organism in Eukaryota, Fungi, Ascomycota, Eurotiomycetes, Onygenales, Ajellomycetaceae. Gene Ontology annotation, cellular component: ribosome. The transcript is spliced from 3 exons. Gene Ontology annotation, biological process: ribosomal small subunit assembly; translation. Bases 1 to 1260 code for a protein of 419 amino acids. The record is from RefSeq and is a predicted model, not a curated record.
AUGCCGCCACGCCUUAACCUCUUACCCACAGCCAUCACCGCCUUCCAAUCCCAAGCCUUCCUCCCGUACUCCUCUCUGCUCCGCCCAUCCACUGUGUCCCAACAAUGUACCGCGUCUAGAUCGCCGUCGUUGUUAUCUAGCAGCCACGACAGGGGCAUCCGCGCCCUUUCAACCAAGAGGGACCUCCUACUCCGCCAGCGCGGUGGUGCGGUACUGGCACACCGGCCCUGUGUUUCGUCUUCGCAGCGCCGGAUGGAGUCUUCGUCUUCGAAAGCUGGCGCUGGGAUAGGUGAGGGGAAGGCGGGGAGGAUUGCUGAUGAGAAGAUUGAGGCUGUGAAGAGAUCAGAAUCGGAAGCGGCGAAGGAGGGGCUAGGCAGUGUUAGUGAGGAGGCUGCGGAGUUGGCAAGGAUUAUGGAGCGGAGGACGGAGUGCGGGGAGGUGGGGGAGCCGGAGUUGUCACAGGGUAGUAUGGUUGGGGAUAUCUUGAAGCGGGAUAAAGAUGCAUUGAAAAAUGCACCAAAAGUUCUGCGGGACCAACUGAGCUCCUCUUCAUCGUCCUCGUCCUCUGGCUCCAGGUCCUUUUCCACAUCUGCUAGGUCGAGACAGCUCCAUAUGAACCAGAUAUCACCGGUGGGUGAGAACGAUGCGUUGAUCGCCGCUGCCACCGAGCGGAAGUAUGAUCAAGCAAGGCGUGAAGGCCUAAAAUUCGAUGUGCCCGAAACACUACCCAGAUCCGAGCAUCUGAAGCACCGCUACGACCCAUUAUUAGACCAGUUUACAAAAAUGCUCAUGAGGCAUGGAAAAUUGAGUGCUGCGCAGAAGCAGCAAAUGGAUGCAAUCCUCCACAACCUGCGUUCCGCCCCAGCACCCAACAUAGACCCGUCACGCCCCUUACUCCCCGGGCCCCCGAGCCCCCAACUACCUCUAAACCCAAUCCUCUACCUAACCCUGGUCGUUGACUCCGUGGCGCCACUGCUCCGCAUCAAGCAACAGCCUGGCGCGGCAGGAGGUGGCCGCUCGCUCCCAAUCCCUCUGCCGCUGGCGCUCCGCCAACGCCGGCGCACAGCUAUUAAGUGGAUUAUUGAUGCGUCUGAGAAACGGAAGGAUGCUGCGUUGGCGAAUCGGGUGGCGCAGGAGAUUAUUGCGGUGGCGGAGGGGAAGAGUUCGGUGUGGGAUAAGAGGGGGGUGGUUCAUAAGCAAGGCACCGCGUCGAGGGCGAAUAUAAAGGCGUUGGGUAUGAAGGGGAGGAAGAAGUUUUAG